Acaulospora morrowiae is the source of this 1645-nucleotide messenger RNA. Lineage: Eukaryota; Fungi; Glomeromycota; Glomeromycetes; Diversisporales; Acaulosporaceae. The record is from the annotation of a GenBank genome assembly.
AACCACAAUGAGAACUUCGGCAAAUAAGGAAGACAAAGAACGUGAACUUAACGUUUUGGAUAAUCAUCACGCAGAUGUCAAUGAAGAACUAUCAAGUACCAAUACAAAGAACGACGGGAAAACAAAUCCUCCAUGGGCCGAAGCUCACAGGAUUGCCGUUCAGAAUGAUCAAAGAACUUACGUGGAUCCAGAAACUUCCAAUAUAGUAAUGACUGAAUUAUUUCAUAAAGAAAGGGGUUAUUGUUGUGGAAAUAAUUGUAGACACUGUCCUUAUGAUCACAUAAAUGUUGACUCGAAAGAAAGCGAUAAAAAAAACAAUUGCGGUCUUUUUGAAAAUUUGAAAAGAAUAAUCAAAAAACCAUUUAAAAAAUCAAAACGAAAAUCACAAAAUGAAAAGUCUGUGCUUCUUAGUUCAAAUAAUGAUCGAUCAAUAUCAGAUACUCACAGUGUCACCCUUGAUAAUAAUACUGACGAGAAAUCAUAUUAUGAACUCUCUGACAUUGAAGAUGUCGCUCUUAAAACUAUUGACGACAUUUCGGGAGAGCUCAGAGAAAUAAGUCUAGAGAUACAUGAUCGACCGGAAUUAUCAAACAAAGAGAAACAUGCUCAUGAUCUCAUUGUAAAGUAUAUGAGAGAAAAGGGUUUCACCGUAACGUCAAAUGCAUAUGGACUUGACACUGCUUUUGUAGCGGAAUUCCGUUCAGAAUCAGGAAAAGGUCGCGUUGUUUCAUUUAAUUCCGAAUAUGAUGCUCUUCCUGGUAUUGGACAUGGUUGUGGACAUAAUUUAAUAGCAAUUGGUGGAAUAGGAGCUGCAAUAGGACUUAAAACUGUACUCGAGAGGUUCGACAUAGAAGGAACCGUGAAACUAUAUGGUACACCCGCAGAAGAAUCUGGCAGUGGAAAAGUCGACUUGAUUAAGGCAGGCGCGUACGAAGAUGGAGCAUUUAUUAGAUUUUUAGCAAUACAAAACGUAACGGUAGAAUAUUUUGGAAAGACUGCUCAUGCAUCGGGGGCUCCUUGGGAAGGAAUCAAUGCUUUAGACGCCAUUGUAUUGGCUUAUAAUAAUAUUGGACUUUUGAGACAACAAAUGUUGCCUACAAAUAGAAUUCAUGGAAUAAUCACUAAUGGAGGAAAAGCACCUAACAUAAUUCCCGAUUAUACAUCUGGUUUAUUCUAUAUUCGUGGAAGAACUAUUGAAGAUUUGCGUGCUCUUAGGCCACGUGUGGAAAAAUGUUUCGAAGCCGCAUCUGAAGCAACUGGCGCUAAAUUGAAAAUAAAAUGGGGUAGAGAAGUUUAUGAUGUAAAAGUUAACAACCCAAUUGCAAAACGUUACGAAAAAUAUCUAUCCACGAAGUUUGAUGUUGAAUUUCCAUCGAAGGAAGAACAAUUGUUAAUAUCCACAGGAUCAACCGAUCAAGGAAAUGUGACAUAUGUAGUCCCUGGAUUCCAUCCAUUCUAUAAUAUUCACCCACCGCCUGGUGAAAGUAAUCAUACACCGGGAUUUACAAAACAGGCCAGAACUGAAUUGGCACAUAUUGAAACCUUGAAGGCAACAAAGGGCAUAACUUUAGUUGGCCUAGAUAUUUUGGUAGAUGAUGAAUUUGCUAGAAAAGUUAAAAAAUCUUUUGAAUCAUCUCUCACUUGA